Messenger RNA from Talaromyces proteolyticus, 492 nucleotides. RefSeq lists its product as uncharacterized. The transcript has a single exon. The record is from RefSeq and is a predicted model, not a curated record. Bases 1 to 492 code for a protein of 163 amino acids. NCBI's taxonomy places the organism in Eukaryota, Fungi, Ascomycota, Eurotiomycetes, Eurotiales, Trichocomaceae.
AUGUCCUCUGCGCCUUCGAGUGGGUCAGCCCUGACCAGGCAGUCCUCCCGCAGCAACGACCUCCCCUCCUUGUGCCCCUCCUCCGCCGCCACCUCGCAUCGUCCUUUCUCCUUCAUCAGAUCUGCUUCUUUUAACAAGCCGCGUCCUCUCACGACCUCGCCGAUUCCGGAAAUCGAGAAGGAGCCGAUUUUCGACGAGAUCCGCGAUUGCGACGAGGCCCCCUACCCGCAGAACAACAUCAAGCCCCUCUCGGCCGCUGGACGCUCGCGGUCCGAGGGCAACACCAAAAAGUCGCUUGCCAACAGUCAGUCGAAUGGCAAUAGCAUAUCCCUGCCCCAUAGGCACAAAUGGCUGAAUAAGCUGGAUCCUCGCUGCGACACCAAGUUGCUCGAGGAGCAGAGAAAGAAGGUUGAACGCGAGGAGCGAGAGAGGAGGAAGAGGAAGGAGGAAGAGGGCAUGCUCGGAGAUCUGAUGCCCAAAUGGGUGGAAUGA